AAGAGCCGGUAGAGUGUGAUCAAGAGGAAGUACUUGCUUGUUAAUGGAACUGUGAAUGGCAUUCGAGCGAUAUGAAUAGAAUGGAGGACAGUCAGGACCAGCAAUGAAAGCCAACCAUGAGAGCUAACGUUCUGAGAACAUUGCUUUCUGUUGAGCUAGAUGAUAUGAAUCAUGCCACUGAGGAUGAAGUCAGUAGCAUACAGUGCGAUAAAUUUCAUGAGUGUUAUGGCCAAGCCAAAAAAUACUUCCCGUACAUGGACUCAGUAACUGAGCUUUCAGUCUUUUUGGUGCUGUGAUUCCAAACUCACUCUUCAGCGCCGCAGAGUCACUUAACCGAUCG
Molecule: messenger RNA, 340 nt
Organism: Mollisia scopiformis
Lineage: Eukaryota; Fungi; Ascomycota; Leotiomycetes; Helotiales; Mollisiaceae
Exons: 1
Coding region: 117-296 (59 amino acids)
Source: RefSeq, a predicted model, not a curated record